This is a messenger RNA of Malania oleifera, 519 nucleotides long. RefSeq lists its product as uncharacterized. The annotation marks the transcript as partial. The transcript has 4 exons. Gene Ontology annotation, molecular function: thioredoxin-disulfide reductase (NADPH) activity. Gene Ontology annotation, cellular component: endoplasmic reticulum membrane. Gene Ontology annotation, biological process: cell redox homeostasis. The record is from RefSeq and is a predicted model, not a curated record. NCBI's taxonomy places the organism in Eukaryota, Viridiplantae, Streptophyta, Magnoliopsida, Santalales, Ximeniaceae.
AUGGAUCGUGCGCAGCUUCUUUUGUUUGGGUUGCUGAUCUUCAUUUUCUUCUCGGAUCUUGUAAGCAUCUUCACGCCACCGCAAUCAUUGCCUCCAAAAUCAAACCACAAUCACCCCCAUCUCCAUCAACAGCGUCCCCAACCCCAUCUUGGCAUCUCACAGACCCUAAAUUUUCCUACACAGAAAGCGAGUGGAUUUGGAGGAAUCGACAUAGGCAACGCCAUCAACAUUAAUUUCUGCUCUUCUUGUUCCUUCAGCUUCACUUCUAAUGGCCUAAGAUUCAGUGAACUAGACAUAUUUGAUAAACUUCUUAUUAAUUCUGAAUUAUCUUUGACUGAGUUGGAUAGUUUUGCCUCAACAAAUGCAAAUUCUACAAUAGCUCUGCUGCAAGCUGCUGGUGUUGUGCUACGCCGUGAAGCUGCUGUGGCUAUGAUUGGAGUUCUGCUAUGCCAUGAAGCUGCUGCGGCUGUGAUUGGAGAGAGUUGCAGAGGACCUAGAGUGAUGGUGCUGGAGGCUGAA